This is a messenger RNA of Camellia sinensis, 1915 nucleotides long. NCBI's taxonomy places the organism in Eukaryota, Viridiplantae, Streptophyta, Magnoliopsida, Ericales, Theaceae. The record is from RefSeq and is a predicted model, not a curated record.
CUUGAGAUGCUCAAAUUUUCAUAAAUGGGCUAUCUAUCUUUUUCUGAAAAUUUUAAAAAUUUAUAUCAGUUUGUUGCAUUGCUUUUCAAGCAACAUUUUUACUUGGUAGAAAUUGCUCCUUUUUUGGCAUAAAUUAGCUUUUCGUGAGUUGGGAAUAUCGUCUAACAUUCAUUUGUGUAUUAGCUUCAAUUUUUAAUGUAACGACUGCCAGAUGUUUGGGUUUAUGUUUCUUUCUUCUUAUCAAUAGUUUUUCAAGUAAAUAACAUUUCAAAGCAUAUGUUACCAUAAAGUCAAUUGCCUCUCAGUAUUAAGAUUAUUUUUGUUGUUUUAGAAAAGAAGCCAUGACUAUUGCUGAAACAAGUGGAUCUCCAACUAGGCUUCAGGGGAAGUAUGGUGCAAUGGUAGUAUGUUGGAUUCUGGGACUUGGGUCCCUUGUCUCUUGGAACAGCAUGUUGACAAUAGGAGAUUACUACUAUAACCUGUUCCCGAAAUAUCACCCUUCAAGGGUACUAACCCUUGUCUAUCAACCAUUUGCACUUGGAACAAUGGCAAUACUUGCUUAUAAUGAGUCAAAGAUCGACACAAGGCAGCGCAACUUGACUGGAUACAUCCUUUUCUUCAUUAGUACUUUUGCUCUAUUAGUUUUGGAUUUAGCAACAUCAGGGAAGGGAGGAAUCGGAAAUUUUAUUGGUAUAUGCAUCAUUGUUGCUGCUUUUGGAGUUGCAGAUGCCCAUGUUCAAGGUGGAAUGGUUGGAGACCUAUCCUUCAUGUGCCCUGAGUUCAUCCAAUCUUUCCUAGCUGGUUUGGCAGCCUCAGGGGCUCUCACCUCUGCUUUGAGGCUCAUCACAAAAGCAGCCUUUGAAAAAUUGAAUAAUGGCCUUCGCAAGGGAACCAUGUUGUUUCUAGCAAUCUCGACAUUCUUUGAGUUUCUAUGUAUUCUUUUAUAUGCAUUCAUCUUCCCAAAACUACCAAUUGUGAAGUACUACCGCUCGAAGGCGGCCUCAGAAGGAUCAAAAACUGUUUCAGCAGAUCUUGCUGCUGGUGGCAUCUACAUGGAAGCGACCCAAGGACUUUUGGUAUCUUUGCAGGCUGAAGAUGAUGACGAACAACAGAGGUUAAGCAACAAGCAAUUGUUCAAUCAGAACAUAGAUUAUGCAUUGGACUUGUAUUUGAUAUAUGUCCUGACAUUAUCAAUUUUUCCUGGGUUCUUAUAUGAAAACACUGGAUCACACCACAAGUUAGGCUCAUGGUAUGCACUUGUGCUGAUAGCAAUGUACAACUUGUUUGAUCUGAUAUCAAGAUACAUUCCCCUCGUGGAAUGCCUCAAGAUAAAAUCUCGAAAGGGCCUUAUGAUUGCUAUACUGUCUCGUUUCUUGCUCAUCCCUGCAUUCUACUUCACUGCAAAGUAUGGUGGUCAAGGAUGGAUGAUAAUGCUCACAUCUUUCUUGGGACUAACAAAUGGUCAUCUCACUGUUUGUGUCCUCACAGAAGCUCCAAAAGGUUACAAGGGACCUGAACAAAAUGCGUUGGGUAAUUUGCUAGUGUUAUUUCUUCUAGCUGGCAUAUUUUCAGGAGUUGCUCUUGAUUGGUUGUGGCUUAUUGGUAGUAAACAACAAUUUUAAAAGAUCAAGGCGGCGAACUGCCUCUUGAUCUUGAUGAAGAAAGACAGUUCAUCAUACUUGAUCAUUACUGAGAUUGUUUAAAUUGGAUAUGAAAGAGGACCAUGAAUCGUCGAAGAGUGAUCAUCAUCAUUUUAUUGUCAAGCAAAUCCAUUCCUUCACAGUGAAUAUUAUAUUGGUGCUUUAGAAUUUCACAGUUUGAUGUUUGUUUUUCACUUCUUUGUAAUGUAUUGAAAGGAUAGUUUUUAUAGGGUCAUGGUGAAAAAUAAAGAUCAAGAAUUUGAAGUGGUGGUUUA